Nomia melanderi (Alkali bee) is the source of this 3097-nucleotide messenger RNA. It is a transcript of the gene Eaf6, whose product is annotated as chromatin modification-related protein EAF6/MEAF6. Gene Ontology annotation, cellular component: histone acetyltransferase complex. The record is from RefSeq and is a predicted model, not a curated record. Lineage: Eukaryota; Metazoa; Arthropoda; Insecta; Hymenoptera; Halictidae.
UCUCAAAAAUAACAAGAUGGCGUUGCCAUUCCAUUAAACAUGGCGCGUAUAGUAUUCAAAUUUUGUCCGACUAUAAAUAUAUUGCGAUAUAUUAACAAUACAUCGGCGAUAAAGCGAUAUCUAGGUUAUGCGACUCUGUGGUAAGGUCACGAAGGCUCUGUAUGUUUACGUAGUUUCUGACUUCGGAUGGUAAGCAACGUCAGGCUGCUUGGAGCAGUUUUCGUUGUGAAACUGUCCAGCGUCUGUUGGGAGCAGAGAAAUUCAUUUUCGAGCGAAAUAAAACAAGUUCUCGUUAGUGUUAUAGAAAUAUAUUUAAACGAACAAUGUCGACGAAGUCUUCUGUCGAUUUACGAGCGGAGCUUGCAGAAUUAGUGAAACGAAAAGCAGAAAUAGCUGAUACUCUCGCCAACUUGGAACGUCAAAUCUACGCGUUCGAAGGUAGUUACUUGGAAGACACGCAGCUGUACGGCAAUAUAAUUCGUGGCUGGGACAGAUAUUUAGCGAGCAAUAAAAAUACGAAUAGCAAGGCGGAUAAACGUAACAGGAAAUUUAAAGAAGCCGAAAGGCUUUUUUCAAAAUCUUCUAUCACCUCCAUGGCUAUUGUAUUUUUGCAGGCGGUUAGUGGACUCGUGGAAAAUACCCAGGAAAAAAUUGACCGGUACAGCGAAUCGGAGUCACAGAUUGGGAACAGCGGUAGCGAGGACAAUUGCAGCCUGGUGAAUUCCCACGGGAGCACCGGGAACACGGCGACCAGCAACGGUAACAAGGAGUCCUCGGGGAAGAAUCAUUCCCUGACCGGCCAGUAUAACCAAAACGGAUCCCUGUCGUCCUCCAACGAAAUGUCGGGCCAGUUCGCGAACGGGCACGCGAGCAACGGGAGCCUCGAGCACGUCUCCCUCAAAGAGAAUACCGGCAAGGAGGCGUCGAAAAGCAAGGCUGCGAACAGCGCGAAAAAGAAUAGCAAUAAACGGUCCAGGAAUAGGUAGAACCCCGCGGUAUUGCCGGCAAACGCCGACAGUCGUUCGCGUCACGGGGAUCAAUCGAACGGACACCUUCUUCUUCGGAUCACAGUUUCAUUUUGCUCGCACGGUUUUACCGAUCCGCCGAUCGACGGAUCGCGCUCUAUUUUAUAUCGUAAACAUCCCCACGAGCGUUGAACUUUCAUGGAAGUGCGAGAUCCUCUCGAGAAGGCUUUCCGUCCUUAAUCCCCGAAGAUUAAGGGAUCAAGCGUUGCGGGUACGGGAUCGAGUGAACCAGGAGCGGAGGGUACAUAUACCUGGCGAUCGGCGCGCAGCUGUGUAUCCAGCAAACGAACCUUUCUUUCUUUUACAAUGUUUUCUUUGAACACACACGCUGUCAGUAUCCUAAAUUAUUUCCGUGCUUCUGGUCGCGAUCCGACGUGGUUCCUUUACUGGAUACGGAGCUGAUAGUCUCGGAAUAGUUCCUGGCUUGCGCGGUUAGUAGCACGGUGUGAAAUUUUCAUCGGAAUCGCGACAAAUGAGAAUCAAAAAGAGAUGCGAAGUUUCCCUUGGUCCUUUAUAGUCGAAACAACAGUAUUCGUUAUCCUUAAACUCGGAGUAACAUAGCGGAAGUAGAGUCUCGAUAUUUUUUUCGACUCCUGCCACACUAGUACGUUCGACUUGUUUUCUUGGCAAAUAGACAAUCCGUUCUUAAGGGUUUAGAGUUAGUUGUGUUUUGUGAUCGGUAACGUUAAAUAUUAAUACGAGAGAUACUAAUUUCAACUAAAUUCCAACUGUCCACGUUUCGAUGAAUUUUCCAUUCUUUUGUAACACACACACAAACACACAUACACACCUGUACAGUAUCUAAAUUGUAGUCGUAGCGUACGAUUAAAAUUUGACUGCACAAAGAACUACGUAAUAUUAGAAUUACAAUAUUCCUUUGUAAUCUUAAAUAUUAAAAUCGUUCGAUUUUAUAUGACAGUUUCUCGGCUCGUUUCAAAUAAAUCUCUGCUUUUCACUGUAAUCUUUGUAUCCUGAACGUGUCGCGUGGCAGCAGUGCAUAAGUUUUCGUUACACGACCGUUUCAACUCGAAAGGAGAAAAAAAGACUAUAAAAGUUUGAACGAAUAUUUGUCUUACGAUCAGCGUACGCGAGUGAAGCGACGUUAAUAAACUAUUCGGAACGAAGCGAACCGAUUUCGAUGUGCCCGCUGCCGGAUCUCCGCUUUUAUCGGAGAAGAGGACAAACGUUGGAAAGUGUUUUCGACUUGGGAUAAAAUUUGUGGAAACUAAAAGGAGGAUACGAGUUCUCGGAGCAACGGUUUUCGCAAGAUAAAAUGAUAGGGAGAAGAAAGUAGAAGUGGCAAAGGUCCCGACAAUUUUCAGCGACGGAAGAGUUUCGUUUACAACAACAGGUUUUAGGUGGCUCGUUCCUCGUGACGACGGCGUUGAACCCGUUAUCGUUGUCCGCCGUGUAAGUAACCGUUCUGAUCGAUCCGUCCGCUUCGACCACCGAAUAUUCACCCUUGACCGUGUCGCCGUCCCUUUCCUCCCAGGCCGACUUGGAGUCGCCGGUGUAUCCAUCCAGGACGCCGUAAUUAAACGAGUACUUCGGGUAAGCCUGCGAAAGAAGCCGCGGAAAUCGAUCGAUUCGAAUGAAACCAAGAACGUUGAUAAUUCUGUACGCUCACCGUGAACUCCGUUUCUUUUUCAUUGCUCGUGUCCGUCGCCACGACGGCGGACGCCGUCUUGAAGAUGGCCGGCGCGAUGUAUACCAACGACGAGCUCUUCGGCAGCAGCCUGUAAGAAAUCGGAGUGGACACUUUGACGUAAGUCGGAUGCGGAGUCUUGCUUCCGGCGGACCGAAGGGCGCAGGCUACUGGAACCGCUGCACCGUCCACGGAAACCGAGUCUAUCGGGGCGCAAGGGAACCUGCUGAGCAUUCAAUCUGAAUUGUACUACCGUCGUACCAGAUUAUCUCAUAGAUUUUCUUGAUUCGGAUAUCCGCUCGUUAACCCCUUGCCCUACAACAACGAGUGAGACUCGUGGUGAAGAUUUUCAAUAUGAUGCACCAAAUAUAUAUAUAUAUAUAUAUAUUACUCGGUUCAUUCGAAUUCAAAGUAAAUAUUAUUCCUC